This is a messenger RNA of Calliphora vicina (urban bluebottle blowfly), 4915 nucleotides long. RefSeq names its product VWFA and cache domain-containing protein CG16868. Bases 34 to 4794 code for a protein of 1586 amino acids. Gene Ontology annotation, molecular function: voltage-gated calcium channel activity. Gene Ontology annotation, cellular component: voltage-gated calcium channel complex. The transcript has 5 exons. NCBI's taxonomy places the organism in Eukaryota, Metazoa, Arthropoda, Insecta, Diptera, Calliphoridae. The record is from RefSeq and is a predicted model, not a curated record.
CUUGCAAAUAACUAUAAAUGUGAAAACCAUAAUAUGCUGAUAACGUCCUUUAGCUGCCAAUCAUGUGUGUGGUUGGCAUUCCUAGCCCUCAACACUUGUAUGGCUUAUCAAAACACUAAUGCGAAUAAUAAUAUACUACAGCAACAAACUAAUGUUCCUUUAACACAAACUACUAAUACACUCUAUCCACAAAGACCAUCACCAGAACAUGAUGAAUCUAUUAGGGUGGUGGCUGGAGAGCCCAAAGUGUCAGCCCUUAAUAUACCAGCCGUAAAUAUUGUUAAACAGAAAGUGCCUUUACAAUAUAAUAAUGCCACCAUAGAAUUGCUGCCAGCUAGCAUAAUAACCCAAGUGGCUAACAGUGCUGGCCCGGGGGCCGUGGUAAACACGCAGUUUUUACAGACGCCCGCAAAUGCUUUCUUUAGCAAUUACAAUAGUCAACAGAAUGUCAGACAAUUGCUGAGGAAUAUCGAUGAACGUUUAAAAAAUAUGAGAAAUGUGGAAAUGAGAGUGGCCAAAAUACAGGAAAUUUUCGAUUCUAUGCAUUUUUCCUCUUCCGCUUCAUUGGCAUUUAGUAGAAAUCAUUCCUUAACCACUGAGAAAUCUGCAGAUAUUUCUUUGGAUGUAAAAAUGCAGCAGGAUUUACUAUAUUUUAGCAAACGUUUGGCUUUGAAAUUGGAAAAGGCUUUACAUAUAGUCCAGGAUCUAAGAGAUUAUUUUCAAACCAAUAUUACACAAAUAAUGCAAUUCACCGCCGAAUAUGAAGAAGAUCUAGAUGAGGAGGACGAAGAGGAGGGUGAGGUGGAACCAGAGUUUGAUAUGGAAUUGAAUGAUAUCGAAAAACCUUUAAGUCCCCACAUAAAACCUUUAUAUCUAAACACUUUCAUACAGUCCUGCUAUGAAACAGACUCUUCUAGCUUUGCCACGGCCACCGAGAGUUACAAUAAACAACAAAUACAAAUACUUAAUUAUGAUAAGACUGAUUAUCCCCGACCCAUACGCAACUUUAUAGACACCUCUUUGCUCAAUGAGAAUAACGAAUUAACUUUGGAGGCCAAUGCCUAUAUAAAAGAGAAAAUCAAAACCUUAAAACUAUCCUUGCUGAAAAAUGAACUCAAAACACCCUGGAAUAUGGAGAAAUUUCAAAACAAUAAUCCCAAAUAUUUGGGCAAUCAUAUAAAACAUAUAUAUUUUUUAUCACGCAGUGAUGAUGCCAGCGAUUCCUAUAUGAAAUUCUACAAUGAUUUGCAUUUUCGUUAUCUCUACACCUCGGCCAUACAAAGUAAAUAUGUGUUUUUGCUGUUGGAUGUGGGUUCGGCCAUGAGUGGAGAGCUGUUGGAAUUGGCCAAAACAUACAUAUCAAAUAUUUUACAAUUACUGUCGCCCAAUGACUUGAUUUCGUUGGUGUGUGUUUCCGAUGAAAUAGAAAAUAUGCUGUUAUUGGAUGCCUCCUCUUAUGAUGCGGCCAAUGGUCUGUAUCCCACAACACGUGAACGCAAAGAGGAAAUUUUGAAUUAUAUAAAUAGUUUGACAUUGAGCAGGGCUUUGACCAAUCACUCGUUGGGAUUCGAAUACUCAUUUCGUAUGAUAUCAAGAUUGCAAAAUGCCAGUUUGUUAAAUUCACAGAAUCCCAUAGAAUUUGUGUACAUAACACGAGGAUUAUUGAUAAAUUUCUCCGAUUCUAGGCAUGUUUUGAAUGUAAUGGCCAAGGGUCAAAGGUCAUUGCAAAAACCAAUUAUUAUAAAUGCUUGUGGUGUGGUAUUGGAUGAAAAACGCAUUAUGUAUGAAAAACAAUUUCUAACUGAAAUAUCCUCACAAAACUAUACCAAAUAUGAUAUAGACAUCAAGGAUUGGUAUAAACCCGAACACAUUUUGACGGGCAAACUGUUUAUGCUGACAAAAACCCAACAGGAUGUGAUAAUACAAGCAGCCACAGCAAUAUUUGCCAAAGAUUUCCAAGAGCCUCAUAUACAAAAGACCUGGCAGGUGCAUACACCCAUAGUGGAAGCCAAUAGUAGAGAUUCUAUAGUAUCCAUUACCCAUGCUGUAUUGCCAUUUGGUGUGGUUGGUGUCGAUUUAUAUUUGUCCGAUUUGAUAGAGGACAUCAUUAGUUAUCAACAGCAGCAACAGCAAUUUUCUAUGAACAGUAAAAAUGAGUAUUCCUAUGCUUUUCUUAUCGAAGCCGAUGGCAAUACUCUAGCCCACCCAGCCUUUCCUAGGCCAUUUACACAAAAUCAAACCCCCUUUCCGGUAGACAUACAAUAUUUGGAAAACUCCACCGAAUUUUCAGCCAUCAGACAGAAAAUUUUAAACGAGGAAAAUGGUAAUGUUUCAACCUCUAUAUUUUUUACUAAAAAUGGUAAACGCGAAAAAUAUCUGCGAUCCUAUCAAUGGCAUAAUAUAUUGGGUAUUUACAUAUUGUGCAUGGUCAAUACUAGGAAAUAUGAAGACACUACCAACUCUACAAACUCCAAUAAAGAAACAAAACAUGUUACAGCCGCCUUGCCAGCACCUUUGCCCUUGACUCUAAAACAUUUUUCUUCAAAAAACAAUAUUCCCCUUUACCAUCACCAAGCAGAAGACUAUGAGGAGUAUUAUACCAGCAUAGAUUUAAUGUAUCAUCGUUUGGACUUAUUGCCAGCUAGAGAUUCAACUAAUCUUUGUCGUUAUUUUCGGCAAAUAGCCACCCUGGAUGCGGCCACUUUGUUUUUAAGCUCUCUAGCCUUUGAGUCGCCGUUUACAUUCCUACACAAUAAUCGCAUGAGUUCGGCCCAAUCACAAUUGCAUACGGUGGAAAGUAUAAUGGCUUAUUUAAAAGACACCACCGGUUUGCUGGCAAAUCCUGGCCUUAGACCUCAAAUCAGGCAAGAAGUGAAUGCUUUGUACAAUGCCAUGCAACAUUUGAAAAAGCGACACCAGGAUGCUAGAGGUUCUUUAAAGAACUACAUAAUACGCCGCUAUAUUGCCUCGGUCAAUGGCGUAUUGCAGGUUUUCCCCGGCUGUUUGCUUAACAACAACUAUGAUCCCUCACAAAGACCCUGGUAUCGUAAGGCCAUACAGCAUCCCGGUAAAAUAAUAACCACAGAACCUUAUUUGGAUGCCGCUGGUUCUGGUUAUAUUAUAACCAUUGCCCAUACCAUAUUUGAGGGAAAAUCAAAUGCUUUACAUUCCAUAGAACGUGACCAGCCAGUGGCCAUAGUGGCUUUAGAUUUGCCCUAUGCCUAUUUCUACAAAAUUAUUUUAGAUUCCACUCCCCUGUGUCAAAUGCACAAUAUCAAGUGUCUGCUCUUUGAAAAUGAGGGUUAUCUGAUAGCACAUCCUUCCAUGAUGGAGCCAAAGUCCAGCAUAAAAAAUCAAAGAAGGCCUCAUGAACAUUUGACUCAUAAAGAGUCAUAUUUGGCCAAUGAUAUUUUGAAUCAUAAGAACCUGGUGCGUAAAUUGGCCUGUGCCAACUAUCAAAAUCGUACACUGCAACGUUAUUAUGUGUUUAAUACCUCGCUAAAUGAGAUUUUAACCAAUGUGGUGCAUGGCGAAAGAACCAAAUACGCCAUAGCUUUACUUAAAGGCAGCAAUAUAUUCGCUGCUGUGCUCAACUCCACCUGUGAUGGUGGUGCAUUUUGUCCCUGCAGUACCAUAGAUCGUCAGUGUUUGAAUUGUAAGCGCAUGGAUCAGUCUGAUUGUGAGUGCCCCUGUGAAUGUCCCAUGCCUUUGAUGCAAACAUUGGAGGAGGAAGAUGACAAUUCGAGCAAAGAACAUUUGUCGUAUUUGAAUAUAACAUAUCAAUAUGAUUACUGUGAACCUCCUUAUGAGCCUUACAUGGCUGAGCCACAGAUUUUGUUGCAGCAGGAAAAUGUUUUGUUGGCCUCCUGUGUGAAUAUAAAUUGUGAUGUGUAUGGUACGCAGAGAGAAUGUUUGGCUGUAAUGGGUUGUGAGUGGUGUCAACAGGAUGUGGAUGGUAAUGGAUUUGCGGCUGCAUUUUGUAGUGCCCAGUCAGCCUGUUUUAAUGGUGUCUUAGCUGGCCUUUCGCCUUAUGGCGAUUUAGAUGAUGCAGACCUACUAGCAGCACAUGGAUAUAACCCCUCGCAAAAGCCCAGCACUUAUUCCGCUUUUGGUCCUGUUGGCGGUGCCAUUAUAGUCUUAGCUAUAGUCAUAGGAUUUGCCAUCUACUGUUAUCGUCAAAGCGUCGAUACGUCUUCGCAGGAGCAAUUUUAUAUGGACUCAAUGCAAGAAGAAAAUUAUGGUCUUCCUUUGUCACGUUUUAAUUUCGAUGACUGUCAGGCUCAUGAUGAUCCUCCCGGUGGACCGAAUGCUGGUGGAUACGAUCAUGCUGCAGCUCAACGAAAUCUUAUGAAUGCGGCCGAUAUAUCACCCUACCACAUGAGUACGGGCAGCAGCUAUAGACGUCCUCCAAAUGGAGAAUCCGAUCAUGGUUAUUCCACCAUGACACCACAUGAAGAUUCUUCCGAUCAUCAGUGUUUUACAUUGGCCGAGCCCUUAUUAUUAAAUGAUAAAAGACACAGUAAAUCAGAUACGAUGUCCAUAUCAACAUCCAUAUCGUCGCCAACCAAUAGGCAACAACAACAAUCACAUUACAAUAGUUUUCCCUCGAAGGAUUCGCGUUAUAACUUAACAUCUCCCAAAAAAUAUCAAUCGCCCAGUAGGGUUUAUGAACAAACAACAAUUCCUUUGCAUCAUCAUCAUCACAACGAUGAUGCUACAAAUGUUGCAGGCGCCACUCAUCUAAUACUAGCACCUGUUACAGUACACAGACACAUGGAAACUUCCGAAUCAUAGCCAUAAUUUGAAAUAAAUUAAAGAGAUUAAGAAUUUUUUAUACAUACAUACAUAUUAUAUACGAGUUGUUUUCUAAAGAUUUAAGUUAAACCGACAAAAAAACAAAACAACAAACUAAAAA